This is a messenger RNA of Chelonoidis abingdonii (Abingdon island giant tortoise), 4887 nucleotides long. RefSeq lists its product as uncharacterized. Lineage: Eukaryota; Metazoa; Chordata; Testudines; Testudinidae. The record is from RefSeq and is a predicted model, not a curated record.
CACCGGCAGAGAUGCCCCAUGAGUUCUUGAUGCUCCCGGGUGUUGAUUCACACCCAUCCGGAAGGCCCAGCCUCUCCCACGACUCCCCUGCAGGAGCUGAACUGGGUCUGGGAUGGAGCCAGAAGCCCCCACGGUGUCUGCGCUCGCCCGUUUGCCCUUCCCCUCCCCGCGUGGGGCUGCUCGGCUCUCCCUGAGGCUGCAGGUUGUGACAUGUAGGGCAACGCAGGCUGGCUCCUUGGCUCCGGCUCGGCUGGUGUUUGUGAGCGGGCGCGGGGGUGGGAGCAGGAAGCCGGGGCGGCGAUGGAUGGCUCAGAGUGGGUAAGCUGCGCAGCUGCGCCCUCUUCCCAUUGCUGGUGGGGGAGGCCCCGGGCCCCCUGGCCCAGUGCAGGGACCUGCCAGACCUUUGAGUGGGCGGAUCUGAGCCCCCCAGCGCCCAGGGAGGAUGUGGCUGGGGCACGGAGCUGGCUGAGGGACAGCUGGCUCUGCAGCACUCGUUCAGGGGGGGUUCUGCUGCCAAGGAGGAAGUUCCCCGGUAGCAGGGUCCCCCAGGCCGCGAGGGCUGAGCCAAGCUGCCCCUCCUUGGGCUUUGCAAACUCCCUACCAUUCCCCCCACACCGGUUCAGUCGUGUCUCCACUGAAUGUUUCCCGAGAAGGCGGGAGCCCCUGGGGCUGGCUCGAGGGGGCCAUACGCCCAGCGGAGCCACUGCAGCAGCUUUGCCUGUGUUCGUUCCGCUCCUUUCUCCCCAAGCGGCAGGAUCUGAUCCAAGCUGCUGAGCUCAGCCGUUUGCCUGGGCUGUGAUCGGCUGAGGGGUGCUGGCCCAGCAGGUCCUCCCGGUUCCCCCAGUCAUUGGGGUGACUCCGGACAUGGAGCUCGAGGACAGCCAGCGCUACGUGUCCAGCACUUCUAGCCACUCUGUGUGAUGCUGGUGCUGGGCCCUGUUCCAACUUUGCUGUAACCUCACUAACGAGCCCGCCCCUCCCUGGGCCAAUCUCACCCCUCACUCCCUGUCCGCUCCCCACUUCACCCCCCGGGCGGCUGGGCAGGGGGGCAGGGAGCAGGAUUUCAGCCCGUCCACCCUCUGGGACCAGAAGAGCCAGGCAACGUCGCCCGAGUUCCCAUUCUGCACUGGGUCCCUCUGGGAGAAGACGUCAACCUGCUAGAGGGGUGAUGCUCGUGGCCUUUCUGGGCCCCCAUCAUGCCAUGGGGACGGUCUGGGCAGAAACAGGCCUGGGCUCCCUACCCUGCUGUGGCGUCUGGCUAGGCGUUGCUAAAGGGCCCAUCACCUUCUUCUCUGGGCUGCUGCCGCGGAAGCUGAGCUCAAAGCUCAUUGGUGUCGUUGCUUCACAGAGGUCGGGGAUCUGCAUCCCCAUUUCCAGGCUGCCCCCAGACAACGACCCUGCGGUUUGGGGUGUUCUGAACCCAGCCCCAGUUCGGUGGCUGGUCUCAGACUCUGCCAGUCCCAGGGGGGCACUAACCCAUGAGGACCCCCAUCCCGCUACCGGCAAACCGAUCCUGUCCACCUAACGCUGCCCAUGCAGCCUCCCUGGGCCCUUAACAAGCCGUGGGCCAGGUCUGGGCACACAGCCAGGGCAGCUGGCAAAGCCCAGCCUCCGGAGUUGGCUGCACAUGCGCAUAGGAGAGAGCUGCUUUCGCUUUCCAUCCGACUGGGGUUUGCUCUGCCUGGGCUUGGUUGGCAUCGAUGUCCCACAGCUGGUUAGAUCCCCUGGGAUGGGCAGCUUCCCCAGCCCGGAGUUAGUCAGGGGCUGGACAGGCCACUGCGAGCCAGGCUCCUUGGGGCGGCGUCCAGCCAGGGCUGCUUGUCUAGGGUCCAGCAGCGGCAUUUCCUCCCCUCUCAGUCUCGCUGUUGCUUUUCCCUGGCAGGGUGGAGAGGAAGGAAGCUGGGUGGCUGCCGCAGAGUCGGUGCGCUCACGCCUGGGCUACAGCACGUAGGCUGGAGGAUCUCGAGGCGAGCUGACCCCCCGAUUGGCGCCAAGGCCGUGAGCCAGUGUCCUCGUGGGCAGAUCCCGGGCAUCAGUGACGUCUGGGACAAUCUAGGCUGGACCGAGGGCAGGGGCCCAGCGGCUGUUCCUGCCGGGGAGCCACCAUCCGCGUGGGGUCACCAUGCAGCGCACCGGGUCCCCCAUCGCCACAGAGACCGACAUCGACCUCACUGCCGCGCUGCUGCCUUCGGGGGGGACGCGGAGCCAUCAGCACGCCAUCAAGACGGCCGUCAGCGAGACGGGGGAGCUGCCCGCGCCGGGCUACGAGGGCCCCCCCCCUCCCGCCGGCUGCCGCUGCUGCAGCCUGGCUAAGCUGCAGACGGGACCCCAGCCUGGCGCCGGCUGCCGGCUCUGGAACACACCCUACCCCAAGCUGCCCCCAGGGUCCUGCCUGGGGAAGGGCUUUGGCCAGUCCACUCUACCGUUCAGCUUCGGGACCAGCCCUGCGCCCCUGCCCCAAGACCCCUGCCUGACACUGCAGCCCAGCGAGCUGCCCGCCGGGAUGGCCAGGCUGAGCAGCGGGCCUGGGGGAGAGCCAGGGAGGUGUGGAGGCCUCAAAGGUCUGGAUCUAGAGCUCUGGGAGGGCCCAGAGACCAAGCCGUGGCUGGAGGACGGGACGGCUCCCCCCUCAGCCUUGGAAAAGCCCCCCAUCCGAGAAGGCUGCUCCCCCUGGGCUGAGGCGCGGCUCUGCCUGGCAGAGCCGGGAUGGGAUGUGUCUCCACCAGAGAGUUGCCGUGGGCUCCGGGAAGAGCAGGGCUGUGCAGGCGUUCCUCCCAGCGCAGCUCUCGGCCUCUCCGCGGGCAAGGCGGGCGCACGCCAGACUGAGGGUGCAGGCCGUGGGCAUGACCCCUUGGCGUCGGAAAUGGCAGCUGAGCCGUGGCGGGACGGCAGCAUCGUGCUGAGCGAGGCCACGAGGGAGCCGGUGAUCGGCCGGGAAGGGGUAGGGGACAUGCCCCAUGCAGUGGGGAGUGGGCUGGCCCCAUGUGCCCCCCCUGAGCCAGAGCCAGAGCCCCCCUCAGCAGACCCACAGGGGGAGGAGCUGCCGCCAGAAGGUCCUGGCAGGACAGAGGAGGCGGCAGUUAUGAGAUGGCCCCGCGGCACUGAGCUGGGGAGGCAGCCAGGGACCGGGAGCUCUGUUGGCUCAGCCAGCCCAGGCUGUGAAAGCAGCAAGCCCGUCUCUCAGGAUCCAGCCAGCCAGGCCCAGCAAAUCGGGGACCUGUGGCCCGCGGGUGCCAGCGCUCCCACUAAGACGUCCGUGGAGGAUGCCUACGGGAGGCUCACCAAGGCAUGCGGCUUGUCCCUCCUGGAGGAGCUGAGACGGACGUUUCUGGACGCCGAGGGUGGCUGCUUUUCGCUCCUGGAUUCGGGCCUGGUCUUGGGACGAGUGGAGAAGCAUGCGGCGCUGGGGCUGGCCAUCCUGCCCAUGCGGGAUGGGCGGAAGCUGGCCACGACCCUGCCCCACUGCAGCCUUUUCCUGUACUACGCGCUGGGCCGGCAAUUUUACGUCAUGGAGAAGCUGGCCGAUAGCUGGUUCCGAGCGCGGGACCGGGUCACCGGGGAGAGCAUGCUGAUGAAAAAGGUGCCCGUGGUGUCCGACUGGAGGAAGAUGUUACACAAUUUCCUGUUCCUGCCCCCUCACCCCACGUUGCUGGUGCCCUACGCCGUCCUGUACGACCGCAGCGGCUCCAUCCUCUACCUCAUGGAGGACAGGGACGUGCGCGCCGUGGGGCGGCCGCCUGAGGGGCCCGGCCCGGAGGGAACUCGAGCCCUGCGGGAGGUGCUGAGCUUCCUGAGCUUCUGCAAACGCCACCACUUCCACCCUGGGGACGUCGGCACGGCCUUGAUCUACACGGCCCAGGGUGUCUGCUUUGACCCCAGCAGCCUGUCCAGCAGCGAGGACCCCUACACCUUCCGGAAGAGCAUGAAAACCUGCCUGCGCCCACUGCUGGCCCAGCACCAGGGGCUCGCAGGCCUGGACUCCCUGGUGGACAGCAUGUGCCAGUACCUGGAGGAAGAGGAGAACCCAGAGCCCGGCGACACGCCAAGCAGCAGCCCCAAGUGAGCGGAGCCUAGGCCCCACGGCUGCCCCCCACCAGAGCGAGACGGGCUGCAGAAAUGGGCGCGUCCCUGGAGUGCCUGGAGGCAGAGCGCUGGGAUCCAGCUGUGGACGCUGCUGGCAGGGGCAUCACAGGGUGGCUGGGUGGGUGCCCAGGUGUGGGGUGCACAGGGGGUACUUGCAGCAAUCGGGUUCUGCUCCCUGGAGAAACGGGCUCAUUUGCCAGCCCACCUUGUUCUGAACAGCCGGGGGGCGGGCGCAGGGUGUUGGGGGGAUGUGGGACCGGUCACCCUGCUCUGGGCUGGGCCUUUGAUGAAUUCUGCGAGGUGAGAGGAAUGACACUGACUGUGCUGGACCCUUGACUGCAGGAGCCCCACAAACCCUGCAGAUGGGCCCCGAACCCCCUGGCUCAUCGGCAAGCCCCCCAGUCCUGGCCAGGGACCCGUGAACAUUUCACUACCCGUGUUCCCAAAGAAGACAGGCCUGGGACCCGAGAGCGCCUGGCUCCACAUUUGGCCUUCACCUCCUCUCGUCACCGUGUUGUGCCUCAGUUUCCCCACCCCCCCGUGGGGGGAUGCUGCUUCCCCCCUGCCAAGUGCCUUCAGGAUGCACAGCCCUGCAGGUGGUCCCUGGUAAUUAGCAUGAGGUAACAAGGCUCAGCGUAGGAUCAGGGGAAAUGGACGGGCUCACAGGCCGGCCGGCUGGGGACUUAGGGAAUUGGGCAGGUGCUUCAAGGACUCACUUUUAUAACUAUGCAUCGCAACCUUUGUAAUAAGUGUAUCCUUCCGCAGCAGAAAAUAGUCCUUUGACAUAUAUAUAUUUUGGCUGAA